AAACGGAGAAACGGUAACCUUCCUGCAUUUCAAGCAGGAUGCCUUUGAGGCUGAUUUAAGAGCCAAGGGCAUGGAUGUGCGCUUCCUGGCCAACUUUUCCAGCGCACUGCGCCUUAUUCCCAACGCAAAAAAUUCUCGUGAUGUUCGUCUGUCCGGACGCUCGUUGAAAGCUUCCGCUGUCCCUGUUCACCACAUUUCAAAGAGGGUUCUGGAACUAUUAGGGCAGUUUGGCAUCUCGGCCGGCACCACCAAUGUCGCAGAUCGGACAAUUAAUGUUGCUGACAAGACUUUAGAGGAACCAAAAACCGCUGAGCAAACGAAGCAGAACGACGUCGUUCCACGUGUUCUGGCAUUCCACACAAUUGAGGCUACUGCCUCGAUGGAUGAAGCAUCAACCGCGGCCCCAUCUAUUGAACAAGAAACAGAAAUGUUCCCUUCAACAUCCGAACGAGUUCCUGCUUCAGAACGUUUGCCUUCGCCAGUAAAUCCUCAAAGUAGCGGACCAGCGCAUGUCCAGGAAGCUGAAACUGUGUUGGACAAUGACCGUUUCGAAGAAGGAUGUGCGCCGGUUACACGAGCAAAAAAGCCUAAGGUUCAAGAGGUUUUAAACGACGAUCGCGCGGUGAUGAGUAGUGCAGCCACAAUCAUGUGCAUUUAUAAAAGCUAUUGCGUAAACGAUUCACUGAUGUAG
Messenger RNA from Paramacrobiotus metropolitanus, 691 nucleotides. RefSeq lists its product as uncharacterized. The record is from RefSeq and is a predicted model, not a curated record. Lineage: Eukaryota; Metazoa; Tardigrada; Eutardigrada; Parachela; Macrobiotidae. The transcript is spliced from 3 exons. Bases 71 to 691 code for a protein of 206 amino acids.